Molecule: messenger RNA, 625 nt
Organism: Aspergillus aculeatus ATCC 16872
Lineage: Eukaryota; Fungi; Ascomycota; Eurotiomycetes; Eurotiales; Aspergillaceae
Exons: 4
Coding region: 196-546 (116 amino acids)
Source: RefSeq, a predicted model, not a curated record
CCUACUCCUCCGUGCACUCUCGGGGCAAAGCUAUAUCAAUAGUCCUUAUAACUCUUCCAGCAGCGCAUAUAUACUAAGCCCCUACGCUACCUACAACCUCCAACUUCAAAAUCCCAUUCUACCUUCAGCCUCACAAAACCUGCACCAAAUAUAGCGUCAUCACACAAAACCGAAACCAUGAAACCCAGCCCCAUCAUGCUCCCACUAUCCUCCCUCCUCCUGCUACCAAUCCCCAUACCUCUCAUCCUCGCAGCCGCCACCUUCGUUGACCUCGAAGUAAGCUUCUACGGCUCCACCCUGGGGAUCCCUGACUCCACGGCCUCCGUGCAAGUCCCCAUCGGCAACCGCUCCGUGGUGCCGGCCACCUGUACGGAUCUCCCUCUGACGGCGUACAAUGCGACAUUGUUACCGCAGGAUCCUCCGGUUGAAGUCGAGUGUUAUCUUCUUGGGCUACCCUGUCGGGAUGUUGUGGGGACGAUUUCGACGGAAGAUACUUUUAUCAAGCUGCUGAAUCCGGCGAGGGCGGUGCAAUGUUAUCCCGAGUAAGUACUAGGUCAUUGGAAGGGAGGUGUAGUUGGGGAUUGGAGAGAUUAUAGACGGUCCAUCCAGUCUACUGGGUAUGGAU